This is a messenger RNA of Homalodisca vitripennis (glassy-winged sharpshooter), 1363 nucleotides long. Its product is annotated as jerky protein homolog-like. The record is from RefSeq and is a predicted model, not a curated record. The coding region runs from base 92 to 1363 and encodes 423 amino acids. The transcript is spliced from 2 exons. Gene Ontology annotation, cellular component: nucleus. Lineage: Eukaryota; Metazoa; Arthropoda; Insecta; Hemiptera; Cicadellidae. Gene Ontology annotation, molecular function: DNA binding.
AUUUGUCAUAACUUCAAAAGUUCGUUGUGGUGUGAACCAAGUUGAUGUUUCUAUGAAACAAGAAUAAUCUAGCCUUUUUAAAUACGUCAAGAUGCCGAGGACUUAUAAAAGAGAUCCGAGGGCCAAACAUCACCGCCCUGUUGAUGAAGAAGCCAUAAAACGAGCACUAGAUGCCGUGGCAAAAGGCAUGUCUAUUAGAAAAGCUGCAGAGCAGUUUAAAAUCUCAAAAUCAGCGCUGCACCGAUACGCAAAAAAAGCAAGAAGUGGACGAAAGUUGACUUUUAAAAAGAAAGGGGGACAGACCGCAUUGGACUCAAAGUUAGAGCAAGAAAUCAGUGCUAGCCUAUCUAAGUGUGGUGAAUGGGGUUAUCCUCUGAGUACAUUUGAUGUCCGGUGUUAUGUUAAGUAUCAUUUGGAUAGAGAAGGGAAGAAUGUAUCAAAAUUUAAAAAUAACUUUCCUGGUGCAGACUGGGCUGAUGGGUUUUUAUCAAGACACAAGGCCAUUCUGUCCCAAAGAAUGUGCCAAAACAUUAAAAGAAGUAGAGCGAAAUUAUCUCCAAAAGUAAUCAAUGACUAUUUUGAUGAGUUGAAGGACACUGUUACAGAUGUUCCUCCCGAUAUGAUAAUCAAUUAUGAUGAGACUGCGUUGUCCGAUGACCCAGGCCGUCGCAAACUAAUUUUUAAAAGGGGUUGUAAAUACCCUGAGCGAGUUGUGAACAAAAGUAAGAGCAAUGUGUCUGUGAUGUUUGCUGCCACUGCUUCUGGCAAAAUGCUGGCUCCUUACAUAAUUUAUAAAGCCACUAACUUGUACGAUUUAUGGUGCCAAGGUGGACCUCCAGGAUGCUUUUACAACCGCACCAAGUCAGGUUGGAUUGACGGAAACACAUUUUUAGAUUGGUUUCAGAGAGUUGUCAUCCCGUACUGUCGCAGAUCAAAUGGGAAAAAAGUUGUAAUAGGUGACAACCUAAGUUCACAUUUGUCACCGGUUAUUAUUCGGCUAAGUGAACAAAACAACAUCCAGUUUGUUUUUCUGCCGGCUAAUUCAACCCAUUUGACGCAGCCCCUGGAUAUAGCACUGUUCGGUCCCAUGAAAAAAUGCUGGCGUAAUGUUAUGGAAGAAGCAAAAUUUCGUGAAAGGAAUAGCAAUGCCUUUGAUAAGAGAUAUUUUCCAUCUCAUGUGAGGAAAGCCCUACAAAAACUAGAGCCUAACUUACAGAAAGACAUCAUUGCAGGUUUUGACAAGGCAGGAAUUUUUCCUCUUAACCGAAAACGUGUGUUGGACCGGCUGCCCCCUGAGCUGUGUGAGGAUGAAGAUGUUGAUGGCAGUCAGGCUAAUAGCAGCACUAGUGUAAAUGACAGUUGA